AUGGAAAUUUUAACUACAUCUAACCAAAUCAAUGAAUGUAAGAAUAAUGAGACGAUAAAAGGAACAAAAUAAUUUCGCUCUAAAAACUCCUAACAAGAUAAUUAAAAAGAAAAAUCCUAGCCUGAAUGCAAAAAAGAUUCAGAAGGAACUAAUUAAGGGAAUGUAUCAAGUUUAGUAUAAAUUAAUAGAGUAAGGCAAUAUAAAAAAAAAAGAGCGAUGAGUGUGAUGCUAAUACAAUUAUAAAAAACAUAGUAUGUUUAUCUUUAAGUAUUGUUAAUGAAGAACUUUAAUUUAAUUGUUAAUAACAGAUUUAGUAAGAAUAAAUUUCUGAACAUCGUAAAGUUUUAUAAAUUUGUGAUUAAGGCGAUAUUGACUCGUUUUAAUUACCCCCAACAGACUAAUAAUUUCCUUAAUAAAAAUAAAAAUCUCAUAAAAAAGCAAAGAAUAGAAAGAAUAAAACAGAUCCCUAGUCAAGAAUAUCAAAAAAUUAAACACUCACAUAAAAAUAAUAGCCUCAAUAACCUCCAAUUCAAUAGCAAUCUAAAGAAAAACAAAUGAAUUAACUUUCUCCUUAAGAGUCUAAUAAAAUAAAACAGUAGAUAGCAUAGUAGAAGACAAGAAAACAGCCUAGUAUCACUUAGAUAGAAAAGUGCGAAUAGGAAAAUAAAAAAGAUUCUGCUGACUUUGAUGCUUAAUUUAGUCAUGUACUUUAUUAAUAGUAUUUUAGAUUGGAGCAAGAAGCACAACUGCUGGAAAUUCUUAAUCUGAAUCAGAUGAUUGUUUUUAAUAAUCAGAUGAAAAUAAAUAAAGUGCUUAAAAAUUAUCAAGCAGAGAUAAACCAAAGAAAAAAAGCUAUAAUAAUAAUGGAGAAAAAGUUGGUGAUAAAUAAUAUCCUCAUUCCACAUAAACAACACCAAUUAAAAGAAAAAAGUUAAAUUUAACAAAAUCCAAAACCCACGAUAUUGAUGAAUUGUCAAAUACUAUUCUAUAAAAAAGCUAUCAAAAUAGAAUCAGAAAAUAAAUUUGCUUGAAUAGACUUAAUUAUCUUAUCUAUACUAAUUUCCAUCUCAAUAUGUAUCCUUAUGGAUCCUUCGAAACUGGAUUAGAUUUAGAAAUAAGUGAUGUAGAUGUUGGUGUUUGGGGAUCUUAAAACUUAAGCUAUGCUUAGAUAGUAAGUUUCUUAUAACUUUUAAAUAAUACCUUAAAGCAGACACCCUUUUUAAUUAAAUCAAAGUAAGAAAUAUAAUUAUAACAAUUUAGAUUGAUUCAAGGCCAAAUGCCAAUAUUGAAAUUAGAAUUAAAUCCAAAAUCAAGUUUUUAUGAUGAAGAUUUACACAUUCAAUAGAACUGGUCGUAUUUUCAUUUAGAUCAAAAUGAUUAAGGUAUAAUUAUAAUAGUAAUACUUUAGGAAGAACUAUUUAGGUGGAUAUGACUUGGAUUUAUUAAUCGAGUAAUGUAUAUAAUAAUCCUCAUUUGGGAUUUGCCUCAACAACUAUUGUUAAAGAUUGGAUUAAUAGAUUUGUUUGGUAUAGAGAUAUUAUGUUAAUUCUAAAACAUUUAGUUAAAUCGAAAAAUUUAAAUGAUGCACACACAGGUAUUAAAUUCAUAUCUAUUUUAAUAGGUGGAAUAAGCUCCUUUUGUUUAUCAAUAAUGUUAGCUGCAAUCUAUAUGUGUAAGCAUUACACUCAAAAUGAUAAGAAAUAAAUUCUUCUUGACUUUUUAAAGAAGUAUGGUACUCAAUUCGAUCCAUUAAAAGAGGGCAUUUACAUUGACAGUUAUGGGUAUGCUAUAAGUCUAAAUUAGUUAACAACAUCCAUUUAUAGCUUUGGAAGAAUGUCCUCCUUAUAAUCCUCUCACAAUUUAUUCACCUAUCAAUUAUUAAAUAAUUUCUCAAAAAGCUCAUAGAUUUUUAGAAAUCUAAGAAGAAUUUAAAUAGUUCUAUGAACACUUGACUAAAUCUAACAAAAUUUAAGAAUACUUUGAUUUCCCUUAAUAAGUGAAUUAACCAUUAUUUAUAUGA
Paramecium octaurelia is the source of this 2020-nucleotide messenger RNA. Lineage: Eukaryota; Ciliophora; Oligohymenophorea; Peniculida; Parameciidae. The record is from the annotation of a GenBank genome assembly.